Messenger RNA from Pimephales promelas (fathead minnow), 2889 nucleotides. RefSeq names its product F-box protein 3 (gene fbxo3). Lineage: Eukaryota; Metazoa; Chordata; Actinopteri; Cypriniformes; Leuciscidae. Gene Ontology annotation, molecular function: protein binding. Gene Ontology annotation, cellular component: cytoplasm. The record is from RefSeq and is a predicted model, not a curated record.
GUCUGCAUUCGCUACCAAGAUGGCAACGUCCAUAGCGCUCAGCCUGGAUAACUUACCGUCAGAUCCCUUAUUACUGGUUCUGUCAUUUCUGGACUUCCGAGAUCUGAUCAGCUGCAGUUUUGUAAGUCGUCGACUCAGUGAGCUGACGGGUCAUAACCCCCUAUGGAAGAGACUUUGUCAGAAGCACUGGCUCCUUACUGAGGAAGACAAAAACCACAGAGGCCUCUCCUGGAAGGAGCUGUUUCGGGAGUAUUAUGCUGAUCUGGGCCGUUACAUUGACUAUUACAGCACUCUUAAGAAAGCUUGGGAUUGCCUGAAAAACUACCUGAAUCAGAAAUGUCCUCGAAUGAUAGCUUCACUUAAAGAGGGAGUAAAGGAGGAAGAGCUAGAGGUCAUUGAGGCCCAGAUUGGCUGCAAACUCCCUAAUGACUACCGUUGCUCCUAUAGGAUACACAAUGGACAAAAACUGGUGGUCCCUGGGCUGAUGGGCAGCAUGGCUUUGUCCAAUCACUACCGCUCAGAAGACCUGUUGGACAUUGAGACAGCGGCAGGGGGAUUUCAGCAGAGGAAGGGGAUGCGGCAGUGUCUUCCACUCACGUUUUGCUUUCACACCGGCCUUAGCCAGUACAUGGCCCUGGAGAGCACAGAGGGACGAACACGCAGUGAGAUCUUCUAUCAGUGCCCGGAUCAAUUGGCACAAGAUCCCUCUGCGAUUGACAUGUUCAUUACAGGUUCUGAUUUUACUGAGUGGUUUACCUCCUAUGUUGACAAUGUUGUAACAGGAGAAUUCCCCAUCAUUCGAGACCAGAUCUUCAGAUAUGUUCAUGACAAACGCUGUGUGGCAACCACUGGUGACAUCACCAUAUCAGUCUCUACCUCCUUCCUGCCAGAGCUCAGUUCAGUCCAUCCGCCACACUUUUUCUUCACCUACAGAAUCAGGAUUGAGAUGGCAAAGUCGGCCCUGCCAGAGAAUGCAUGCCAGCUAGACAGUCGGUACUGGAAGAUCACGAAUGCAAACGGCAAUGUGGAAGAGGUCCGAGGCCCUGGCGUCGUGGGCGAGUUUCCAGUGAUGACACCCGGUAAAGUUCACGAGUACGCCAGCUGUACCACGUUUUCCACCACUUCCGAGUACAUGGAAGGCCACUACACAUUCCACCGGCUCAAGAACAAAGAGGAAGUGUUUGACGUAUCGAUCCCACGAUUCCACAUGGUGUGCCCACCAUUCCGUGAGUCAAUGGUGCGGUCGAGCUCAGUCAGUGAGGUCUCUGCUCCUUAUGAGGAUGGCAAUUCAUCAGACACCGAUGACUACGAGGAGGGAGACAUGCGUGGCAUGAACAUGGCUGACCCGGGAGGGCGCUGCCCUCGGCACAUCUGACCCCCGGCCAACACCCGCCCACAGAUACUGAUGCACAGACACUCUCGCACAAACAGGAGAGCGGGACAAACGGAGCUUUUAGGCAUCCAUUGUUUAUUGUGAUCGCCUUUGUGCCUGUCACCUCUUUUUCCAGUUUGUGAGGGCAUGUGUCUGGUUGUGGCGUGGUUGUGUCUGUGCGCGCCUGUGGACGUGUGAGGUCAUUGUAUGCGUGUUUGAGUCUGCAAGUGUGUUUUGUGAUUGAGUUGGAGUGAGGGAGUUUAUUGAAUUUGUGUGAGAUUGGUUCUUCUUGCCUAGGAUUCACAGUGAUCAUUGCCUUCCACUUAACAUAAAGGGAUAGUUAAGCCAAAAAUGUUCAUUUACUCACCCGUAUGUUGUUUCAAACCUGUAUGUCUUUCUGUCUCCUGUCAAACACAAAAGAAUAUAUAUAUUUUUUGUCCUUGCAAUGAAAGGCAAUUGGGUCCUGUGUUGUUUUGGACGCUUUUAUUGUGGAUAAAAACAGUUCUUCAAAAUAUUUUCUUUCAUUUUCCACAAAAGUAAUUAAGGUGUACAGGUUUGGAACGACAUGAGGUUGUGUAAUAGUUUUUAAACUAUCCCUUUUAAGACCUUACAAUUGCAUUAAGAGCAUGAGUAGAAAGUAUGACACUACUGUUAGCAUAAAAGUACACACACACACUGAAUUGGGAAUAUAUAUUGCAUUCUUCACAGAAAGGCAAAAUGGAAUCAAUCCCAUUAAUUUCCUUCACAAGGCCUCAGGUAUUGUGUAGCGUGUAUGUGCUUGUGUAUAUAUGUUUCUGCUUGUGUCGUCUGUACAGAGGGUUUCGGGGGCAGGGUGAGUUGUAAAGUGAAAGUGAUUUAUUCAAAGAUGAGUAAAAAGCACAUAGACCCAAACCAGCCGGUUCACGCAAACAUCAGCCAACCUGCGCAGUCAUUACGUUCUCCGGUGCUCUGUGUUGGUUAGCUGUUCUGACUGAGGUGCUGAUGUCCUGUUCUCAGAAACGUACGGCUGCAUGUAAACAGAAGGUCAGUUAGAGGACAUUGGUGUAAAGGAGACUCGUUUUAGAUCAUCUUAAGGGCUGGGGGUUACACAGACUUCUCUUAAGAUAAGAGAAUUUUAUAACUUUAUGGCAUUAUUAUGGUCUUUCCCUUAAAAUCCUGAGGAAGAGGUAAAUAAUCAGAAAAAUGUCUUUGUUGUAAUUUACAGCUCAGUUUUUCAGACUGAAAUAUUGGCAGACUAAAGAAUUUCUCAGCUUUUUUCUCCCUUCCCUGAUAAUGGCGAUGUAAGUUAAUCUUGCCUAAAGAUAUGUAUGAUUUUGAUUUUCAUGUUUAUGACUGCAAUUUUACGUUAUCAUCUUUGUGAAAUAAUGCUGUGCAGUGGGAUUUUCCAACAGUUUGCUAUUAUGUUCUCUGGUUAGCCCUAUCCAACCUCUCAGAUUAGUAAAUAACUCUUGUUUUUUAUUUUGUAUAAGGUUUUUUUUUUAUUUGGUGUAAAUAAAAAAAGUAAUGGUGUAUCAAUA